AUGACUCGAAAAAUAAAAGAAAAAGGCUCCCCAAAAAGUUCUAAAACUAGUAAAACUCAAAAAAGUGUAUGCAACAAGUGUAAUACUGAACUAAAAACUGAGUGUAAAUUCCAAUGUUCAGAUGAGUGCAAUAAAUGGUUUUGUGUUGGAUGUACCAAAUUAACAAAAAAGCAGCAGAAAGAUGUAAAUGAUGGAAAAACAACGUGGAUAUGUGAAGAUUGUGAGAGCACCAUCAUAGAAGAAGAAGACGAAGAAGAAGAUGAUGAAGAAAGUGGAGAUGAAGUCAAUGACAAUCCCAGCCUGGCUGACUUAUUCAAAGAAAUGAGAGGAAUAAGAAAGUCAAUUGAGUUUAUGUCCUCCUGUUUUGACAAUAUAAAAAAAGAAAAUGAAAACCUUAAUGCAAUUAUAAAAACUGAAAAGGAAGAAAACAAGAAAUACAAAGAAAAGGUGGAAAAACUAGAAAAAAGAGUUCUAGAUUUAGAACAAGAACAAAGAAAAAAUAACUUGUUAUUAAUGAAUGUUCCUUUUGAGGAAAAUGAAAAUGUUACUGAUAAAAUUGCAAAGAUUUUAAAUAAAAUAGGAGUAAUCAAUGCAGAAUACUCCGAAUGUAUGCGUUUGCCUAAAAAGGGCAAUAUUAAAAAUGCAAACACUCCAAUUCUUUUAAAACUAAAAACUAACAAAAUAAAAGAAGAAAUUAUGAAAAAAAAAUCAAAUUUUGGAAAACUAGAAGCCUCAGAUUGUGAGCUACCUGGAACAAAUACAUUAUUUAUAAACGAGGAUUUGGCUCCGGCCAAACAACUUUUGUUCAAAAAAGCUAGAGAUGUUAAAAAGGAAAAUAAUUUUAAGUUUGUAUGGGCGACAAAUGGAAAAAUAUUUAUAAGGAAAAAAGAAAAUGACCCAGCUAUUCAAAUACAAUGUGAAGACGACUUGUUUAGACUAACACGAAAAAAAAAUGUCACAAUGAUCCAGUAA
Brassicogethes aeneus is the source of this 972-nucleotide messenger RNA. NCBI's taxonomy places the organism in Eukaryota, Metazoa, Arthropoda, Insecta, Coleoptera, Nitidulidae. The record is from the annotation of a GenBank genome assembly.